This is a messenger RNA of Panicum hallii, 363 nucleotides long. RefSeq names its product cysteine proteinase inhibitor 8-like. Lineage: Eukaryota; Viridiplantae; Streptophyta; Magnoliopsida; Poales; Poaceae. The transcript has a single exon. The coding region runs from base 1 to 363 and encodes 120 amino acids. The record is from RefSeq and is a predicted model, not a curated record. Gene Ontology annotation, molecular function: cysteine-type endopeptidase inhibitor activity.
AUGUCCGUGAGAGCUCUCCUAGCUGCGAUCCUGCUCGCCGCCGCAGCCGCCGCCGCGGCGCCGGCAGCGGCGACGCGCGCACCCCGUUGCGGGUGGAGCCCCGUCAGUGACGUGAGCGAACCCCACAUCCAGGAGCUCGGGAGCUGGGCGGUGGCGGAGUACGCCAGACGGGCGAACGGCGGCCUGCGGUUCGGCAAGGUGACGAGCGCCCAGGAGCAGGUCGUGGACGGGGUGAACUACAAGCUCUUCCUCGACGCGGCCGACGCCAGCGGGGGCGUGGCGGACUACGGGGCGGUCGUGUACGAGCAGGAGCGGACCAACACCCGCGAGCUCACGUCCUUCGCGCGCGCGCCGGCCAAAUGA